AGGAGGUUGUAUUGGAAGGAAGCAAACAGCCCAAAGCAGCCGCGUGCGUGCAGUAUGGAAAAUGGAACCUCGACGGUGCCUCUCUGAGCUGCUAGCCUGCUGAGGGCUAUCCACGUCCUACAAUGGUGUUCGAAUCGGUAGCCGUCGAGCUCGUCAACUACGUUCUCGGCGACUAUGUCGAGAACUUGGACACAUCUCAGCUCAAGCUGGGAAUCUGGGGAGGGGACAUCAACUUGAAAGAUUUAGACAUCAAGCAGAGUGCUAUUGAUGACCUUGACUUGCCAUUUCGUGUUGCAUAUGGCCACAUAGACAAGCUCACUCUCAAAAUCCCAUGGCAGUCUCUCUACAAUGCCACCUAUUCUGCCAUCGUAGAAGGCAUCUACCUUGUCAUCGUGCCAAAGUCAGGCGUGAAGUAUGAUGCCACAAAAGAGAAGAAACUUCAGCAAGAGGCAAAAGACAGAGAGCUGGCUCGAAUCGAGCUGAUCAAGCGGCAGGAAGCCGAGAAAGACAAGCCCAAGGAGGACAAACAAGACACGUUCAUGGAGAAGUUGACAGCGCAGAUUGUCAAGAACCUCCAGAUCCGCAUCCGCAAAAUCCACGUCCGCUACGAGGAUGCAUUCACCAUUCCCAAGCACCCGAUGUCAAUUGGCGUCACCCUGUACAACCUGUCUUUUGACACCACUGAUGAGAACUGGGGGCCCUGCGUCCUGGAUGCGGCUGCCAAGGUGGUGCACAAGAUUGUAGACAUCAACAGCUUCGCACUCUACUGGAACACCAACUCUAAGCUGUUUCGGGACGAACCACCAUCAGUUCUUAGGGCUCUCCUUGAAGAGAAGAUCAGUUCUGAAGUUGUGAAGCCAAGUGAUGUCUCCUACAUUCUGGGUCCAAUCUCGUCCGUUGCCAAGCUCACCAUGGACACAAAGCCAGAACUGUCAAACUACAAUGAUCCUGGGAUGACCUUGGACAUCCUGGUGGCAGAGAUCACCAUUGGCAUCAGCAAGCAUCAGUUUCGAAACAUGCUGGCAUUGUCAGAGUCACUGAACCGGAUGGCCAUUGCAGCUCACUACAGAAAGUACAGGCCUGACGUCCCUGUCCACGGGAACUGCAAAAUAUGGUGGCGCUUUGCGUACGCGGCCAUCCUGGAGGAACACGUGAGGCGACGCAGGCGCGACUGGUCUCCGCAGCACAUACACGAGCAUCUGGUGCGUGUUCGCUACUACAAGGAGCAGUACAAGCUCAAACUGCGGUCCAAGGAAACCGCAGAGAAGCUCCAGGAACUUGAAAAUGAACUGGAUGUCUUCAACAUUACCCUUGCAAGACGCCAGGCGGAGCUGGAGGUCGAAGAACAGCUUCUCAAGAACCCCCCCAAGCAGGGAUGGUUUUCCUCGUGGUGGUAUGCAGGUGACAAAAACGCUGCCCCCUCCGAGACCCAAGUAAUCGCUGAAAAGUUUGAGAAAGCAAUGACUCCUGCUGAGAAGCAGAAGCUCUAUGCAGCCAUUGGGUACCAGGAGAAUUCUGUUCCACCUGAAUACCCAGUCACUUUUGUGGCUAAGAAACUGAACUUCCUGCUGAAGAACUUUUCUUUGUCUGUCUUUGAUGAGAGCAAAGGCAACAGUGUCAUCGUUCGUGUCAUGCUUGAUGACAUGUCGGCAAGUUUUGAAGAAAGACCCAGAGCUGAAGCAAUCAGGCUGGAAUCAAAGAUCGAAAGGUUCCGCAUCUUGGGCUUCCCAGAGUCGCCCUCUGACUUCUGCAUGCUGAUCUCCUCGGAGAAUGUGACAACGGACGUCAAGCGGUCCCUCCUCACGUUUCUCUUCGAGACAAAUCCAUUGGACGAGAAAUGCGACCAGAGGAUUCACCUUUUUGCAGAGCCCGUGGAGAUGAUUCACGAUUCCGCCGUGGUCGCAGCACUUGCAGAUGUCUUUCGGCCCCCAGAAGAAGUCUCUUUCGAUAAGUUGCAGGCACAGGCAGUUUCGAAGCUGAACGACAUCAAGUCUAUGUCGGCAACUGGACUCCAGCAUGCCAUUGAGCAAAAGAAGGCACUCGAGCUCCUCGUGGAUCUUAAGCCCUCAUACCUUAUAGUUUUCGAGGGGGGUAGGAAGAGGAAGGGAAAACUCUUUAUGGUGGUCAGCUUCGGUCAGCUCUAUGUCCACGGCUUUCCAAGGAGUCGCAAGACCCCCACUGUCCAAGACCUGGUUAGAUCUGGAAGCACAGAGGACGAAGUCUUGCAGGUGAUGAUUGCACAGGCCUACGAGAAGUACACCGUGAAACUGACAGCUGCGGAGGCAAUCAUCUGCCCCCCAGGCAAGGACUGGAGGCCUGCUCUAAAAAGUGGGAAGUCCGACCUCCAUGUUUUGCAGCCCACGGACAUCAUCGUCGACAUUCAGAAGUGCAUUGUUGCUGACAAUGUUCGCUUGCCCAAGGUGAAGGUGACGGGCAAGCUGCCCCUGCUGCGUGUGUCUGUCACGGACUUCAAGCUGGUGCAGGUGCUCAAGGUGCUGUACAGCAUCCCAGGCAUGGAGAGCAGCACCGCAGCCCCAGUCGUAGUGCAAGAUGCACCUGCCCUGCUGUCUGCAGAAUCUGAACUUCCAACCAAGAUUGGCACCGAAACAGCACUCAACGUUUUGCCAAUGUCUGACCAAUCCAGCUCCACUGGGGAGUCAGUGAGCUGCAAUGGCUAUGAGUCAACUGAUGUGGACCUCAACUUCGAGAUCACUGAGGUGGUGCUUGAGAUCUCCCAGUUGACAGAGGGAAAGUUGAGCCCCAUCCUGUUCUUCCAAGCCAACAAUUUGGGUCUGAAGAUUGAACUGCGUCCACUGGACAUGAGUGUCCAGCUUUGCUUGAAGAAGGCUCUCUUGCAGCAUUUGCUCUUCUCAGCUCCCGGGCAAACUGGCCCUCUGAAAAUUAUUGACUCUAACGAAAACCCUGGCACUGGGAACACAAUCUGCCUUCUUUAUGUUCAGACAAACAAGAAGCACCCCGAGUUUGAGACGGUGCGGGGCUCGGUGCUGCAGAAGGUGACCCUGGACGUCUCUGAGCUGGUGCUUGUCUUGCACGAAGAAUCCAUGUCCUCCCUGCUCACCUUGAGCAACCACAUGAGCGAGCAGCUGGGCAGCAUCGGGGCUGAGGUAGAGCAGACGCCCAGCCAGGAGCUGGUGCAGGCAACUGCGGCCAAGCCACUGGGCAGCAAGCCUUCGCCAGCUGGACGGAGGGGCACCUCCUCAGUUGUGGUCAACAUGGAUGUGUUUGCAAUGCUCUCUGGAUUCACUCUGGCGAUCUGCAACCAGAGCAGGACCAUCUGCGACAUUCUUGUGCGAGGUGUGGAAGCUGGAAUGACAACAUACCCGACGAAAACCAUCUUGAGGAUGAGUCUGAAGACUGUCGGCAUACAUGACCCAACACCGGGAACGGUCCACAAAGAUAUUCUCUCGAUAGCUGGAGACGAAGUGCUCAACUUGGAUAUCGCCACCUACGAAGAAUCUGGUGCCGAGGGCUACGUGCACAUGGACAGGGUGGACAUUGACAUCAAGGGCACUUUUGGACGAAUGCACUUUACCUUUCUCUACAGGUUCUAUCUCGAUGUCAUGAACUUUGUGGACAAGUUCCAAGCUGCCAAGAACCGUAUUGCGGAGGCAACGGCCAGCGUGGCAGAAGCUGCUCGUGCAGGGGUGGAGAUUGCCUACCAAAAGGCUUACAAAAUGGCCAUUGACAUCCGCAUCAUGGCCCCAAUCUUCCAUGUGCCCCAGAACUGCAAGUCACGCAACAUUGUGGAGAUGGAUUUUGGAGUGCUGCGUGUGCGCAAUAGCUUCAGCCUUGAUCCCCGGAGCACCGCUGCCGCUCCGUGCCUUCUUGAAGACAUGGUGGUGGAGUUUGACAACCUCAAGCUCUCGCGAUUCAAGAGGAAGGUCCCAAACUGCAAUGACGACUUCGACUACCCGCUUCUGCUGCCGGUGACCUUCAAGAUGCACAUUGUCAGAAACAUGAACUUCGAUGCACAUCCUGAAGUUCCCGAGAUGAAAGUGGCUGGUAUGCUCCCAAAGUUUGAGUUCAUUCUGAGUGAAGAGGACUACUGCGCCAUCAUGCGUAUCUUGGACGAAAACAUGAACGAGCUCCCUCCGGGAACGCACCCCGUGGACAGGGCCGCCUUGCAACCGCCCGUGGUGAUUCAGCCCCCCUCUCAGUUGACGGAGAAGUCCUCGCACGAACAUUCUGACCCAGUGAUCACAACCGAAAGAAACAUCAAGAGGGCUGUCAGGAUAGACAUUGCCUUUCAGAUUGACUCCCUCAUCUUGGACCUCUAUUUGAAGAGAAACAAGGAGGUGAAAGAAGGUCUGGGACGACUGGAGAUUCAGGUGUUCUCUAUUAAAGGCCACAUGUUCCACGAUGGCUCGUACUGGGUGGACACCGUGAUGCUCAACCUGAUACUGGACGACACUCGAGUGUCCCGCAAGGGUGGCCUCACCAGGUUUCUGACCAAGUCGAGCAAGAGCAAGGAUAAGCUCUUGGACAUCUUGUACAAGGUGGACCAGUCAGGCGACUUCUUUGUCCAGAUGAACCUCUCCAAGAUCACCUUUGUCUACUGUGUGGAGUUCUUCAACAGCUUCAUGACGUUUUACUACCUGGACAACAUGUACAAGCAGGCCGACGACAAGCGGCAAAAGCUGGCAGAUAAGCCUGUGGUGAACACCGUCACAGACACAACGUCUCCACCCAUGCCUCCAUACCCAGUCAGGAACUUCACGGUGCAGCUUGAGAUGGACAAGCCGGACAUUCUUCUUGUGGCCAACAUUGACGAUCCACAGUCUGCUUGCAUCAUUCUCAAGAGCUCAAUUCAUUUCAAGCUGCGGCAGGUGUCUACCACCCAGACCAUGAUGGCAGUCAUGGAGGAAUUGAGGAUGUUCACAUCCUGUGUUGACAAGUUCCAAGAAGAGCACGUCCGUUCAGAGAUCCUAAAGCCAACUGAGAUCAGUGUGAACAGCACCUUCACCGUUGAGAAUGGACAGCACAUGGAGAUCAACUUUAGUCCGAUUGAAAUUCAUGUGACUGCCGGAGCUGUGGAGAUCCUCUCCAAGAGUUUGAGCUCUCUCAGCGGCCCAAGUCAGGAGCAGAAAACCGACCUGGUGGCAGAGCCUGACAACAAACAUAUCUGGAAUGCACAACCUAUUGCAAAAACCAAACUUUGGUUCCUGGAAGAGCGGGCUGUGCAAAUGGCCACAGAAGCUAUGGAGACAGAUGUGGUGGCCGCACAGGAUGCAGUGGCAGCUCGUAAGGAUGAACAGGCCCUCCUCAACGCCAAGUCCAUCGUGAUCACCGUGGAGCAGGGCUCUGAGAACCGCACCGUGCCCAUGCUUUUGUGGAGGGCAUCCCUGGAGGCUGAAGUCCUGGACUGGUCUUCACAGAUGGCCGUGAGGGCAUUCCUCGGAUCUGUCGUGUUCUGCUACAACGAGAAGCUGGCCGUGUGGGAGCCGCUGGUGGAACCAAUAGAGGUUCCCGGUGGCCGCAAGAUUUGGGAGAUUGCGCUCAGGAUUGACAAGCGAGUGGUUGAUGAAGAAGAAGCAAAUUCCGUUGACUUGCCCGCCGUCUACUCCGUCGAGUUGCUGGUUGAGGACACCCUGGAAGUAACUGUGACACAGACGUCGCUGCAAGUAAUGAAGCACCUUGCAGAGGCCUUCAGUGAAGCCCUGGUGCAUGCCACUUAUGACCACAGACGCCCAGAUACUCCCUACGUUGUCAGGAACUACUUGGGCAUCGUGGUUCACAUCAUCCUUCAGGGCACACCCUUCAGGGUUGCGGCACCCAAUGUGGACGAAGACAUUGAUGAGGUAAUCCUGGAACCCGAGGCACUGGUGCAGCUCAAUUUCCGGGACACCGGAGAGGAGGGAGAGGAGAGGUUUACUGGCACACUGAUGGAGCUGAGCCGCCAGAAUGUCGCAGAUGCCACCUUCGCCAUCCAGGUGAAUGAAGGUGGAGUGUCGGCGGUGAGGAAGCUGUGUGUCACCUAUGCGGAUAAGCGGUACUUCAAGCUGCCCAUCAAGAGCUACCCUGGGGACGACUGGGCUUUCAUUGUGGACACCACGUCUCACUAUGGCUCGAAGCUGGUCAUGAUCUACUCUGUGUGCAAGGUUGUGAACAACUUUUCCGUGCCCAUGGAAGUGUACUACCUGACUGAAUCCGAAGGCUGCACGGAGGUCCGUCAUUGCGGGGUGAUCGAGCCACACCAAGUUCUGCACCUACCCGUGCGUGCACUCUACACGAAGACCAAUGAGCUGUUCUUCAAGCCUGCAGGAGACAAGUACAUGGUGUCCAUGGAACCAUUCAGGUGGAAAUCUCCUUCAGAGGCUAUACAGAACAGUGUGCUUCACUGCCCCUCUAAGACCGAGGCAGGCAGGUUUUUCUACAUCAAUGUGGCGGGUGAAAAGGAACCAGUAAAGUAUGACGAAAGUUCAGGCAAAGGCUCGACCAUGACGCUCCACAGCAUUCAGCUCCACCCAACCGUACUUGUGCGAAACCUGCUGCCGUGCAGGCUUUACCUCAAAAUGGAAAACACAAGCAAGUUGUUCUGUUUGGAAGCUGGCCAGGGUGUGGAGCUUUGGAAUGCAGAAGUUGGGAACUCUGUCCUGCAGCUCAAGUUGCUGGAAUAUAGGAACCUUGAGUGGAACUGCUCCAUGGAUUUGACAUCUGACUUGGAGGAACUUCCUGUGUUGAUUUUUGAAACGAGUGAUGGUGCCCAAAUGGAUUUGGGCAUGCAUGUGGAGACAAAGAACAGCUGCUUAAUUCUUGGGUUGUACUGUCCUUUCUGGAUGGUCAACAAAACCACCGUGGACAUCCACUACAAGACUGAAGACUCUGUGGGCAUCCCACACCCUGCCACUUCUGAAGAACCAGUGCUGUUUUCAUACCGCUCCAAGACUUUGUUCACCAAGAAGAAGGCUGCUAUUAAGAUCUUCAACUCUGACUGGUCCGAGAGGUUCUCGUUGGAUGCUGUGGGGAGCUCUGGCACCAUAGUGGCAAAGUCAAAAGACGGACGCUCUUACUUGCUGAGUGUUGGGAUCACUUUGAGUGCAACUGGUCUGACGAGGAUAGUGACCUUCACACCCUACUAUUUCAUCCUCAACAACUGUAAGACUGCCAUUGAGGUCAAGGAAUACUCUGAAAACACCGAAUGGAUUCAGGUGGAAGCUGGUGCGUGUGUAGCCCUGUGGCCCAAAGAGGUACAGAAGCUGGAACUGUUUGCAAAGUAUGCCAAAACAGAAGAGUGCUCCGUUCCCUUCUCCUGCAAGGAGACAAACUUUGUCCUGCUUAAAAUCCCAAAUAAGAAGGGUGGGAUGUACAUGAACUGCCAGGUUGGGGAAAGCGCCGCCGUGGUAGGCUUCAGCGACUACGAAGAAGGCCUGUCUCCGGUCCUUAUGGUGAACCACAGCGGCAUGACUCUGAGCUACUGCCAGGCAAUCUUCAAGGACACGUGCACUUACACGCUGCCACCCAAGUACACGGUGCACUACACCUGGGACAACCCAAUGGCCAAGCGAUGCCUUCUCUGGGGCACAGAGGAGAGCUCCAAUCUAAACAGACUUGACCUGGUCAUGGAUGACUGCGACCAGGUGCAACUGAAAGAUGACAAAAAACUGUACUGGAUAGCUUUCCUGAAUGGCAAGCAGAGGACAGUCUUGUUUACUGAGGAUUUCCAGCUGGUGGUCAGGAUACAGGAGUCUGGAAUGCUGGAGCGAAACCUCUAUGACAUAGUUCUCAAUGUCCAAGCUGUGGGGGUUUCUCUUGUGGCUCCUAACCCUAGAAGAGAGAUUGUCUACAUGUCAAUACAAGGAUCCGGAGUCAAGUGGGAAUCCAAGAAAGAGACCAAGGCUUUCUACAAGAGCAUCGGUGCCAAGGAGUCCAACCUGCUGGAAACACAGUAUCAGAGAUACAGCAAUCUCCGAAGACUUGACCGUGACCCAUCUUCGGUGCACAUGGUCAAUGGCUAUGAGGUUGACUUCAAACAAAUGAAGAUGAUGACCAAUCCUAAGAAAGACAUCCGCAGACUGGCAAGGCCUGGCAUCUGGGCAUCGUACAAGAGGUCCUUGCAUCAGAGCAUGAUCCAUGCCAAGCUCCACAUGCUUCAGAUUGACAACCAGAUCGCAGACUGUACCUUUCCUGUGAUUCUCACUCCGGUCACUGUCAGGAAGUCCAUGGGAGACGGAAUGAUUUCAAAGCCCUUCCUGGAGACGAGCAUCAUUGUGCGACAGUUUGACUACUCUCAAGUCCGCCAGUUCAAGUACUUCAAGAUUUUGCUCCAGGAAUUCCAUGCCAGGAUAGACCAGUGCUUCAUCAAUGCCAUUUCAGAGUUCCUGACUCUCAGCACAAAAGAAGAGGAUCAUGAGGAGCUGAUUGAGAAGGACAAGGCUAUGACCAAAGGGGGCCUGAAGGAAUUUGCUGCACAGUUUUCAGAACAGGGUAUCAAGGACUUCUUCGACAUGCUUCAUUUUUCACCGAUCAAGGUGCACUUGAGCUUCUCCUUGUCGGCGGACAGCAAGAGCAAAGGUGGCAGUUUGUUUAACCUGCUGCUGCAGAGCUUUGGGGUAACCUUCACCGAGAUUCAGGAUGCUGUGCUCAAACUGGACUACUUCGAGAAGAGCAAUGCCUACCUGACCACGCACCAGCUGAUGAACGAGGCUUAUGCACACUAUUUCCGCCAGAGCCUGAAGCAGGUCUAUGUGGUGGUGCUUGGCCUGGACGUGAUUGGCAACCCCGUGGGCCUUCUGACGGGUUUCACCACGGGUGUCGGAGACUUCUUCUACGAGCCCCUGCAGGGGGCCAUUCAGGGUCCCGAAGAGUUCGCCGAGGGCCUGGCAACGGGCGUCAGGAGCCUCAUUGGGCACACUGUUGGGGGAGCGGCGGGGGCAGUGUCGAGGAUCACAGGCACCAUAGGCAAGGGAAUAGCCGCCCUUACGAUGGACGAAGAGUACCAGCGCAGGAGAAGGCUGGACCAGAACCGGCGCCCCGACGACAUCGCCGAGGGCCUUGCGCAGGGCGGUCGAGACCUCGUCAUGGGUGUGUACGAGGGAGUGACGGGCAUUGUGACCAAGCCAGUGGCCGGGGCCAAGGAGGAGGGCAUCAGCGGCUUUUUCAAGGGUGUCGGCAAGGGGCUGAUUGGGGCGGUGGCACGCCCCGCUGCAGGCGUCGUCGACUUUGCCAGCGGCUCCUUCGAUGCUGUCAAGAGAGCCACGGACGUAGUCGACGAAGUGAGGCCUGUUCGACCGGCUCGCUUCAUACGCCCCGACGGCAUUGUCCGGCCCUACAACCACAUGGAGGCCCAGGGUCACAGUCUCCUGCAGGAUGUGGACAAGGGCAAGUUCACAGAAACAGACACUUAUGUGACUCACUUGAACGUCUGUGACGAAGGGAGGAAUGUGGUCCUUGUGACGAACAGGCGACUGAUGUUCAUCACGAGGGGUGACGUGUUUGGCCAGUGGAACACGGAGUGGACCUACUCGUGGGACGAAGUGAAGGCGCCACCCACGCUGACAGAGAAGGGUAUCAAGAUCUUGCUCAGGGAGCCCAAGAAGAAGGCCCUCUUUGGCGCUAAGGAGACCGGGAAGCUCAUCCAUAUCAAGGACCUUGCCCAAGCCAAGCACCUUGCGCAAAAAAUUGAAGAGUCCAUGAAGAAGCCGCUUUAGGUCGCCUUGCACCUCCCAGGCUACUGCAGCUGCUUCAGUGUUGAAGUCUUGGUUGAAGCACAAAUUAGCGAGCAUAUGUAACAGCUUGCAUUCAAAGUAUUUUUAGACAUUGUAGGCCUCCUUAAUUAAUGCUGUUUAUUUUUUUGUUAUAUAUACUUGUCUAACAGACAGACUUAUAGGUUAUAGGGUGUAUAGUAGCUCAUUAAGGUUUAAUAUGUAUUAUAUAUGCAUAGAGAUAGCAUAUUGAAGCCAUGCACAUGAUCUCCAACAACAUGGGUGAUAUGACUUGAGUUUUGCCUUUGCCCAGCUCUGCUCAUGUCUCUGCAUCAGAAUAUUGUUUGCAGCGACAGCUCUCUGAAGGCAAAUGCAAUGGCUGUGUUCUAUGCAUUGUCUCUAGUCUCUGCUGUAAAGGCUUGUAUACCUUGCAUCCUUUCAAUGCAGCUUCCUCCUCUGAAAUUACCUGGGGCUUUUCUGCAGGCGUCAAAUAUUUCAUAGAUGCGAGUUAGUUAAUUUAAUGUCGAGAAUGAGCUUCGAAAGAAGCAGAGUCUGAAUGUAAAUAAAUGAGCUAUUCAAAGUAAAGAAGCCACUCACUUCCACUUCCCACCUUAUGCAUUUGUCUUAAAACUCGGCCAGUACAUGCCACUGCUGGCUAUUUCAUGCCAAUGGCCAGGGGGGGGGGGGGGGGGCUUGGGAGUUGUCAAGACUAAUGUUUUCCUCGUGCCUUGGCAACGUGCCACUAAGUUUCAUAUUGUGAGGUGCAAGAACCCAGAAGCAUUUCGGUUUGGCUCGCAGGUUAUCUAGGGUUGAAAUAGCCAAAUGUGGUGGCAUGUCCAGGGUUUGAUGUGGUUCCCAAGGCAUUCACAGUGUCGACAGUGUAAGUAAAAGAGCACUUACUUGUCUUAUCUGCCCCACUGUACACCAAGGGAACUAUGAGAACCACGGCAAGGUGCAGCAGCAUUUCCAUACGUGGAGUACCAAAAUGUUAAAGGCUUGUGGCAAACUGAGAGCCACUUUUUGAUGCCCAGCCAAUCAGUAAUGCGACAUGGAAAGCAAUUUCAUUGUGGACUGUCUUGUCGGUGUCUUGGUUUGAGGAAGUGUCAUUUCUCAGUUGCCUUGUAUGAAGUGAAUAUUUAAGUUUCCAAAACCUUUGAAGUGUUCCAUCCCUUGCAAAACUAGUAUGCAGGAAAAAAUAUAUAUUUUUCCAUUUUUUUUGCGAGAAUUCUGUGAAAAAAAACCAUUGCUACUUACACCCGUUUACCUCAAGUGCUGUCUUACCUAUAACAGGACCAGAGCCAACACACAUGUUGGACUGUAUGCCCCCAGUUGCCUUGAUUUGGAAUUACUUCCUUCCUAUGUAUUACCGGGUAAGGAUGUUUGAAUGCUUAUAUCAGUUACGCUGCUUUAAUAAAAAGUUGCAUAUUUAUUUGCAAACUUUCUCUUGUAGCAGCAGUAUCAUCUAAUCUAGUAUGUCCAAAUGUUGUUGCUUGGCAAAAUGUGCUUUUUGCAGGAAAAUCACCAAAUACUUGUUAGCUUUGUUUUCUCGUGUGUUCUCUAACCUCAUCAUCAUGGUGAUUAUUUGUUCCAAUAAAAAGUGAUUGUUA
This is a messenger RNA of Ixodes scapularis (black-legged tick), 11269 nucleotides long. It is a transcript of the gene Vps13, whose product is annotated as vacuolar protein sorting-associated protein 13. Gene Ontology annotation, cellular component: extrinsic component of membrane. The record is from RefSeq and is a predicted model, not a curated record. NCBI's taxonomy places the organism in Eukaryota, Metazoa, Arthropoda, Arachnida, Ixodida, Ixodidae. Bases 123 to 9668 code for a protein of 3181 amino acids. The transcript is spliced from 75 exons. Gene Ontology annotation, biological process: protein retention in Golgi apparatus; protein targeting to vacuole.